AUGCUGAAGAUCGCCGUUGCCCUGUGCCUUGUUGCCUCCGCCCUCUGCGCUAAGUGCGAGUCGCCAAAGUUUUCGUAUUCGUCGUUCUCGACCAUCGACGGAUUCUUCCACUACAAGACGACCUUCAUCACCGAAUUCACCCUUCAGUGCAGCAACAGCCCGAAGGUAAACUCAAUAAAUACUACUUAGUUGAAAAAAUUUCCAAUAUCUUGUUUUCCAGAACAUCCAGUACACUGCUGAGGUUAACGGACGGUUGAUCCCAGUGUCUACCUCUGAUGAGACCGCCAAGUACCAGAUCUCGUGGACCCUCGAUCACUCUGACGCUACCGCUCAGACUUUCGACAUCAACAUUUUCGACGAGGAGGGACUCGCCCAGUACACCAAGAACCCAUCAACCAAGCCACUCUUCACCGCUCAACUCAACCACCUUGUGAGAUUCCAUUUUCCACGUUCCAUUCUUUAUUUUGCUGUUUUAGGGAAUCGCCAGCAAGUCCCCAGUCUCCUCGGAGACCGUCGCUAUCAUCCUCGCCGUCAUCGGUCUCUACUACGCCAUCCGCCAGAAGUCCGAGCUCGUCCACUAA
Caenorhabditis sp. 36 PRJEB53466 is the source of this 581-nucleotide messenger RNA. The record is from the annotation of a GenBank genome assembly. NCBI's taxonomy places the organism in Eukaryota, Metazoa, Nematoda, Chromadorea, Rhabditida, Rhabditidae.